Populus euphratica (Euphrates poplar) is the source of this 1136-nucleotide messenger RNA. Its product is annotated as DCN1-like protein 4. Gene Ontology annotation, molecular function: ubiquitin-like protein binding; cullin family protein binding; ubiquitin conjugating enzyme binding. Gene Ontology annotation, biological process: protein neddylation. NCBI's taxonomy places the organism in Eukaryota, Viridiplantae, Streptophyta, Magnoliopsida, Malpighiales, Salicaceae. Gene Ontology annotation, cellular component: ubiquitin ligase complex. The record is from RefSeq and is a predicted model, not a curated record. The coding region runs from base 242 to 934 and encodes 230 amino acids. The transcript is spliced from 10 exons.
GAUAAUAAAAGCAGGCACGCGCAGAGUCGAGCGUGACUGUCAACUUUUGCUAUUUCCAAUCCCAGCAAGGCACGCAGCUCUGAAAAAACCACUAUAAACCUCUAUCUUCUCUUCAAUUCCCUCUCAAACCUCUUUUUAUUUUAUUUUUUAAUUUUCAAUCUAGGGUUUUAUUCUGGGUUUUGACUGAAACAUUUAGUCAUCAGAUCAAACGGUUGUGGCUUAUCGUCUAUAACAAAACACAAUGCCUCCUCGUGCAUCAAAGCGAAAAGCGACGGCCCCACAGAACUCCUCCUCCGUCACAUCAGCUGACGAUUCUCCUACUGCCUCAGAUAAAACCAAAACAAAGAAGACAGAUCGCGUAGAUAGCCUAUUUGAUUCAUAUGCGAAUAGCUCGUUAGGCAUAAUUGACCCAGAAGGAAUUGAGGCAUUGUGUUCAGAUAUGAACGUGGAACAUACUGAUGUUAGGAUCCUAAUGUUUGCAUGGAAACUGAAAGCUCAAAGGCAGGGUUAUUUUACACGGGAUGAGUGGCGAAGUGGCAUGAAAGCUCUCAAGGUUGAUUCUCUCAGCAAAUUAAAGAAAGGGCUGCCAGAGCUGGAAAAGGAGGUAAACACACCAGAAAAUUUUCAAGAUUUCUAUUCAUAUGCAUUUCGAUACUGCCUAACAGAAGAGAAGCAAAAAACUGUAGACAUUGAGAGUGUCUGUGAAUUGCUGAAUCUUGUGCUCGGAUCACAGUUCCAAUCCAAGGUUGAUUUAUUAAUAGAGUAUCUAAAGAUUCAGUCUGAUUAUAAGGCGAUAAACUUGGAUCAAUGGAUGGGUUUUCUUCGUUUCUGCAAGGAAAUUAGCUUUCCAGAUCUUGAAAACUACGAUGCAGACCUAGCUUGGCCCUUGAUCCUAGAUAAUUUUGUUGACUGGAUGAAAGAAAAGCUUAGCUAGUUUCAGCAUUUUUUCUGGCGUUUUAACAGUGAGGAAUUUGUUGAAAUCGUGAUUGUGAAGCACGUUUUUUAAUCCAUACCCUCACCCUGAACUCUCAAAAUAUUUUCAUUAUAUGCUGUAAUUUUUCCUUUGCCAUGUUUUUUUUUUUUUUCCUGCUCCAUUAACUUAUAAAUUUCCUGAGCCGUCUGCUGAAAACAAAAAA